Molecule: messenger RNA, 707 nt
Organism: Bufo gargarizans (Asiatic toad)
Lineage: Eukaryota; Metazoa; Chordata; Amphibia; Anura; Bufonidae
Product: cytochrome c oxidase subunit 4 isoform 1, mitochondrial
Exons: 5
Coding region: 85-591 (168 amino acids)
Biological process (GO): mitochondrial electron transport, cytochrome c to oxygen
Source: RefSeq, a predicted model, not a curated record
GCGGGGCCUCCUCUCUUUCCACAAUCGUCCUCUCGCUGGUUCCGGUGUCCUCUCUCUGUUCUUGGCAGGCGGCCGCUGGUGAGAAUGCUGUCUUCACGAGUGCUUGGCUUGGUUGGGAGGAGGGCGCUGUCUACCUCUGCUUCCCUGCAGGGUCAUGCCACCAUUGCCGUCCCUGAGUACACCCUCCCCAAAUACCAUGACUACCGCUCCUUCCCCCUGCCGGACAUCCCCUACCAGGAAAACCUCACCCCCGACCUGAAGGCUCUGAAGGAAAAAGAGAAGGGAGCGUGGGCAUCUCUGAGCGCACAGGAGAAGGUGCAAUUGUACCGCAUCAAGUUUGACCUGACAUACGCUGAUAUGAACCGGGGAUCAAGCGAGUGGAAGACUGUCAUCGGUGGCACACUCAUCUGCAUCGGCCUCACUGCCAUCAUUCUCACGUGGCAGAGGAAAUAUGUGUUCGGUGAAAUUCCUCACACUCUGUCGGAUGACUGGAUCGCCAUGCAGACCAAGAGGAUGCUGGACAUGAGGAUCAACCCCAUCGAAGGCUUCUCCUCCAAAUGGGACUAUGAAAAGGGCGAGUGGAAGAAGUAAGCUGCCGCCGCGCCCGCUCUGCUGGUUCCUGUAUCUUGCUGUGGUCCAUUCACACAAAUACCUCAUCGCUACUGGAAAGUCUCUGCUUGUCUGAUAAUAAAAUGCCGUUUACUUGA